AAGUGUUGUCUGUUACAAACAUGCGUCUGGUUGAUUGUGAACAACGACAAAUCAACGAAAAGUGAGAGAAUAAAAAAACACAACUUCAAACACAGAGGGCAGAGACAUGGACAGUGAUUCAAGUGGUGUUUGUCUGAAACACAAACAUUCCAGAUCAAGGUAUGACUCCGAUGAGGACAGAAGACACAAGAAGAAGAAAAAACAUAGAUCACGUUCACCGAGAGAAAGGAAAAAAUAUAGAGGUAGUUCAGAUUCAGAUGACAGUUACUCCAGGGAGCGGUCACGUUCUUCAAAAGACAAGAAGAAAAGAAGACACAGAACUUCUGAUUCAGAUGAUAGCAAUUCUAGAGAUAGGUCACAGUCAUCAGGUAGUAAAAAGAAGAAGAAGAAAAAGCGACAGCAGAGUUCUGAUUCCUCUCCAGACUCUGAUGACAGCAGGGAUCAAGGAAGAACUUCAGGCAAUGUGGAGAAACAGAAAGAUGAAGCAAGGCUUAGAAAAAGUUACUUGAAGGCAGUGGAGGCUCCGGAAGAGAAGCGUGCCAGAAGACUCGCUAAAAAGGAGAAUAAAGAGAGAAGAAGGAGAGAGAAAAUGGGCUGGGAUAAGGAGUAUAUGGGAUAUACGAAUGGUGACAAUCCAUUUGGAGAUGAGCACCUCACAGAGACCUUCGUGUGGAGUAAGAAGAUCUCAAAGGAGGGGAAUGAAUCGCUCGACAGAAACGAGAUACACCAGAUGACGAAGAAGAAGAUGGAGGAGACCAGGCUGGAACUGGAGAAGGUGAAAAAGCGUCGCCUGGAGCGAGAACGGGAACGAGAAGAGAGGGAUAAUGAAAGGGAGAUGUUACAGAGAGAUAAGGAGGCGGAGUAUUAUCGCGAGUGGGAGAAAUCAGAAGAUACAUUUCAUUUACAACAAGCAAAGCUGAGAUCUGAGAUUCGUAUCCAGGAUGGUCGGGCCAAGCCUAUCGACCUGCUUGCCAAGUACAUCAGCGCUGAAGAUGAUGAACUGGCCAUCGAGAUGCAUGAACCUUACACAUACCUUUAUGGCCUCACCAUAACUGACCUUGAGGACCUGUUAGAGGAUAUCAAAGUUUACCUGGAGCUAGAGCAGGGCAAGAACACGGAGUAUUGGAGGGACAUUGUCACUGUCACGGAGGAUGAACUGCAGAAACUCAGGAAGCUUGAAAAUGCAAGAGAUUUCAGUAAUCGCCGUCAGGGCAUCAACGAGGCAGUAAACGAAGAAGUGGUCUCUGUGUUCAAGGGCAAGUCCACGAAGCAACUACUGCUGCUGGAGGAUCAGAUGAAGAAGAAACUCCAGGGAGGGGAGGGAGUUGACGUUGGGUAUUGGGAGUCCCUGCUGCAGCAGUUGAAGGCCCACAUGGCCAAGACACGACUACGGGAGAGACAUCAGGAAGUGCUACGCAGAAAACUGUUUAAACUGAAACAGGAGCAAGGAAUUGAGUCCAGUGGCCUAUUCCCGGCGGGAAUGAAAAGGGAGGGAACUCCUAACUCAGGGAGGGCAACUCCAACUUCAGGCAGGGGAACUCCCACGAAGAGAAGGGAGGCAACUGAGGGAAGUGUAGCUGAAUCAGGGGAGACUACUGGAACAGCUGGAGUUGACUCAGGGGAUGAAGCUGAGGUGAAAAAGGAGAAUGAAGAGCCUGAGGCUGGACCUUCAGGACAAGCAGAUGGAGAGGAAGACUCUGAAGAUGAACCUAUACUAACAGAAGAAGACUUGAUAGAGGAUCAGUCAGUAUUGGAUUACAGAGCGGGAAGUUACAGUCCUGUGCUGAUCAGGCCCGCCGAUAUUGAUGACCUGGAAGCUGUUAUCUAUGACCCGACUGAUGACAUGAAGAAACUGGCUCUAGCUAGAAUUCAAGUCAGGUCUACUGGUAGAGUUCGGUUGGACCAGGAGACUGAGAUGAUAGAGAAAGCCAAGGAGGGAAUGGACGAUGAGGAGGCCCAGUUUUCGGUGCAACAUGAGCUGGAGAAACAGUCAUUCCUGUGGUCCGAUAAAUAUCGCCCCCGCAAACCACGAUUCUUCAACAGAGUGCAUACAGGAUUUGAAUGGAACAAGUAUAACCAGACCCAUUACGACAUUGAUAACCCUCCACCUAAGAUAGUACAGGGCUACAAGUUCAAUAUCUUCUAUCCUGAUCUGAUUGACAAGUCUAGAACACCAGAAUACACAGUGACCCCUAUACCUGAGAAUCCAGACUUUGCCAUCCUUAGAUUCCAUGCUGGGCCACCGUAUGAGGAUAUUGCGUUCAAGGUCGUCAACAAGGAAUGGGAACACUCUUACAAGCGGAGUUUUCGUUGUCAGUUUGCGAACAACAUCAUGCAGCUCUGGUUCCACUUCAAAAGGGAGCGCUACCGAAGAUAGUGUCGGCUCAUAUAGUAUCAUGUGUAUAUACAUCUUGUUUUAAUGGAGAACAGUGCUAGUUGAGUGGAGCAAUGUUGAACUGAAAUAUGGCUUACAGAUUGAUUCAUGCUUGUUUUAUAGCUACAUUCCUGUAUUUGUCAAAAUUGUAAAUAUCUUGAGACUCUGUACAUAGGUCUUGAGAAACCAAUCCACCUUUGUGAAAUGGGGUCAUGGAUAAGCAUACAUCUGUCAUAAGAAUAAGAGAAAUAAUUACAAUAAAAAAUAUGCUGAAGUAUUGCCUCUUUCUGCAGGCUCCACGCAGUGCUGGCAACAAUGAAAUUGUUAGUUAUAUCGAACUGUUCUCUAAUCCAAAAAGUUAAUAGAAAAUCAGGUAGCAAUUAUCUUAUGUACUUCCUCAAUAAAAAUGUAAAAGGAAGUUUUAUAGAAAAUACAAAUGGGGCAGAAAAUGUUUGUUUAACGGUGCAGGAUAUUGGAAUAAUAUCCGCCUGUUAUGUUAUUGUAUGUAUUGAGACUUCACUUCCAGCUUUGUGAAAUGUUAGAUGCAUGGUGUCAUAAGAUUGUGUUCAUUGUGAAUAAACUACAUCAUUCAUCUC
Molecule: messenger RNA, 2970 nt
Organism: Mya arenaria
Lineage: Eukaryota; Metazoa; Mollusca; Bivalvia; Myida; Myidae
Product: splicing factor Cactin-like
Exons: 20
Coding region: 107-2377 (756 amino acids)
Biological process (GO): mRNA cis splicing, via spliceosome
Cellular component (GO): spliceosomal complex; cytoplasm
Molecular function (GO): protein binding
Source: RefSeq, a predicted model, not a curated record